This is a messenger RNA of Brachypodium distachyon (stiff brome), 1376 nucleotides long. RefSeq names its product tetraspanin-3. Bases 177 to 1061 code for a protein of 294 amino acids. The transcript is spliced from 2 exons. Gene Ontology annotation, biological process: auxin-activated signaling pathway. Lineage: Eukaryota; Viridiplantae; Streptophyta; Magnoliopsida; Poales; Poaceae. The record is from RefSeq and is a predicted model, not a curated record. Gene Ontology annotation, cellular component: plasmodesma; plasma membrane.
UAUCUAUCUAUACACUCUGCUCUGCUUCUUCUGCUGCUCGCUAAAAGCCGGCCCUUUUUCUCUCCCAAGAGGCCAAGACACACACACAUCAAGCAGCGGCAGAGAGACAGAGAGAGAGAGGACAAGAGCUCCAGAACUCAAGAAGCAGAGCCAAGAAACAGAGGAGGAAGAAGAAGAUGCGGCACGGGGGGACGAGCGUGCUGGGGGUGGUGAACUUCGUGACGUUCCUGGCGUCGAUCCCGGUCCUGGGCGGCGGCAUCUGGCUGGCGUCCAGGGCCAACUCUACGGACUGCAUCCGCUUCCUGCAGUGGCCCAUCAUCAUCAUCGGGCUGGCCGUCAUGGUGGUCUCCCUGGCGGGCUUCGCGGGCGCCUGCUACCGCCAGACCUGGCUGCUCCGGCUCUACCUCUUCGCCAUGUUCUUCGUCGUCGUCGCGCUCCUCUUCUUCAUCGUCUUCGCCUUCGCCGUCACCGACCGCGGCGACGGCCAGGUCGUCAUGAACCGGCGCUUCCUCGAGUACCAGUUCUCCGACUACAACGGCUGGCUCCGGAACCGCGUCGCCGACCCGGAGUACUGGGCCACCAUCAGCGCCUGCCUCCGCGACGGCCACGCCUGCGAAGGGAUGAAGCGCCGCGCCCGCGACCCCAACACCGGCAUGCUCGUCCCCGAGCCCCCAUCCAUGUUCUUCGGCCGCAACCUCUCCCCGAUUCAGUCUGGAUGCUGCAAGCCGCCAACAUCCUGCGCAUUCACCUAUGUGAAUGAGACAUACUGGACCCCAAAUCCUGGAGUCCAGACCGUGGUGUCCGACCCUGACUGCCAGAAGUGGAACAAUGACCAGCAGACGCUCUGCUUCCAGUGCGACUCGUGCAAGGCAGGCGUCCUCGCUGGGAUCAAGAAGAGCUGGCGCAAGGUCGCCAUCAUCAACAUCGUCAUGCUGAUCAUCCUUGUCAUCGUCUAUGUCGCGGGCUGCGCCGCUUUCCGCAACGCCAAGAGGAUGGACAAUGACGAGCCUUACGGCAUGGCGAGGAUGACCAAGUCCCAGCCAAGCAGGUUCCAGUUCUAGGCCGCGACUGAACUGGAAGCCUUAGCCUGUACAAAAAAGGCUUGUCCUGAAAUUAUAUUUCUUACUGAACAUUUGGAAAUGAUCACCUGCAGCUGGGUGGUGAAAAAAAAUGAAUUUUCUUGUAUCAGAAAUCUAGUGUGCUGUUUGGUUCCGUGCCUGCCUUGUAGUGUUAGGGUUAGAUCUAUUCUGUACUGUGGUACAAGAUGAGGUCUGGAAUGAACAAGAAACUUGAGUUGCCUCAUUUAGGAGUUAUUGUAUGCAAUUACUUUGAUUUGCCAUCUUCCUGAGAAGAUUAUGCUAUGGUGACUGAACUAC